Cadophora gregata is the source of this 2739-nucleotide messenger RNA. RefSeq lists its product as uncharacterized. Lineage: Eukaryota; Fungi; Ascomycota; Leotiomycetes; Helotiales; Ploettnerulaceae. Bases 1 to 2739 code for a protein of 912 amino acids. The record is from RefSeq and is a predicted model, not a curated record. The transcript is spliced from 2 exons.
AUGUCUUCCAUGAACGGGGGGAUAAGCCCCGCGCCACCUCCGGAUUCUUCUACCUCUACGCCAAACCCAUCUCUAUCUGCAAAACGAAAGCGUGACGAUAUGACUGAGGGUCCGAACAACACAAAUGGCACCCCUGAUUCGAAGAGCCCAGAAGUAGUAGAACAAUCCGUCGAAGUUGCGCAAGCACUCAUCCAAGAUCUUAUUGAUGUAUUAAAGGCCGACGACACAACCCCGUCUAUAUUAUCGCGCUCUCUACCAGAGCGCCCCUCCUCGUCAGGUCCACAAGCAAAGCGCCAAAAGUCCGACGACACCAGCGAAACGUCCUCCUCGAUCCUCUCACGACAAGCAGCAAAAGCCUACACUAAUGUCAAGGAGGUGCUCGAGGAUAUUGACACGGCAGUCGCUGACAUCCAGGAUAAGCUUCAGCUUCCGAAUGGCACGGCUCGGAAUCAAUUCAUACCUUUUUCUGCGAGCCAGUCGGAGUUAUCUGUCAAAGCUACUGCAUUCAAGCAGCGAGCACAUGAGCUGAUCCGGAGGGAACUGGCAGCCAUGGGAGGAAGCCAAUCGAAGACCAAUGCCUCGAGCAGCAAUUCUUCUUUUGGAGCCAACAUUAGCUUGGGAUCGACUGCUUUCACACAAAUAAAUGCCAGUCCAGGGGAUAGUAGGACGGUCCUUACAUUCUAUGGGAAUGCCCAGGGAAACAAGCAACUCUUCUCAAGUCUCCAGAUUCCAACCAAGGUGAACGGCGAGGAGAAGAAAGUCCUCCAAUCCAUUCGAGAAGCAGGGCUUCCGAACGGUAUUACAACCACCCAAAUCAUUCCCAUCCAAGCGACUGGACUUGUGGAUGACAAGAAGCGCACCCCAACCUUGGGUGAAGUCUUCCCGACUCCCUCUACUGUGCCGGCUCUACAGCCCCCAAAGCCAUCCAAGGUUGCUACCACCCGGUCGUCGACAGUAGGUUGGUACCAGCCAACAGCCAAUGAGCCAGUUUCGAGAAGUGCAAGCUACUCGAAGCAAUCCAUUUCCACCGGACAUUGGCUUGACUACAGCAACGCAUCGCCUCCACAGCAAGGCGUAAAGAGAAAGCAGCGCGAAAGGGCUUUGAGUCUAGUAGCUGCUAAGGGACCUUCUCUUGAGCCUGAGUCUGCAGAAUCCGAAGCGUCUAAACUAGAAACUUUGUUCCGUGGUGCUUAUUCUAGUUUUGCUCCAGUCAAGGAUGAUUCGGCAGCAGUUGUACCAGCGGGCGUUAUGAACCGGAUAUGGUGGCAACAAGUCGGUCAGAAGAAUUUUGAGAAGCUCGUGGAAAAUUGGAACGAUAUGGAGGAUAUCAGAUCCCCAACACCAACCCCGAAGACCGAAGAGGAUGAUGAGAUCGCCAUGUUUGAGAAGGUUAUCGCGGAGUACGAAAACGAUCCUAUCGAUCCAAGCUUGGUCAACGUCGAAGCCGCGCCGGAGAAGUCAGCUGAGGAGAAGGACGUUGAAGAGAUUCUUGAGGGGAUAUCCGACCUUCUGGAAACCCUAAAUUCGUACCAGCGUAUUCGUCACCUGUCACUGAACGCGUCAAGUCGUCCGGCUGGUCUUCUAUCUACCCCUGAUAGUACCCUUGGCACACCAUCCAAGCCAAGCGAGCAUGAGCAAGCUACUUAUGAGAUUCUCAAGUCCCAGUUAACUUUGAUGAUUUCCACUUUGCCACCCUAUGCUGUUGCGAAAUUGGACCCUGAUCGCCUUGCAGAGCUGAGCAUUAGCACCAAGAUCGAGAUCCAAACGAACAACUACAAGGGUGUCAUGGAGGAGGAUGAAGCUGCAUCAAGGGCGAAGACGACAGCCAUGAAUGCUACAUCCGCUGCACCACGACCUGCUGCCCCUGCACAACCUCAUCGGAGCAGCUCUGCUACGCUUUAUGGCAACCAAUAUGCUGCCCCUCGGCCAUCACCUGCCCCGACACAACAAUACUAUGGCGCAAGUCAGUCACCUAUCAGACCCCCUGCGACCAAUAUCAACAUGCAACGACCACCUGUGGCAUCCCCAGCGCCGUACCAGCGAGUUCAACAACCAGCCGGAAGCGCGCCCUAUCAUCCUGGUCAAGCUUAUGGAACGCCAACGUAUCCACAUCAAGCUCCAAGACCUGUAUCGCAGUCUUAUUCACAACCCAGCCAGCAGUAUCAACAGACUCCAACUACGGCGAACUAUCUGCGCGCACCGAGUCAGGGUUACUCACAUAAUUUGCCGCAACAGGGCCAACAGCCCUCCAACAUCAAUGGCCGAUACGCUGGUCAACCUCAACAACCAGGCUAUGCGCACCAAGCACAGGCCACGCCAAAUGGGAUGGGCUAUCAAUACUCCAAUGGUGCAAAUUUCAAUCGCCAGGUUUCGCCUCAAAAGAUGUACAGCCCUCAACCUCAAAACGCCCAACCUCGACCGAAUUAUGCUACACCAAAUCCAUCCAUGUCACAGGAUCGCCGGCCGUACAUACAAAAUGCUAUGAACCAGGCUCCAAUGAUAAAUGGGUCAACUCCACGCCCCCCAUCGCAACAGCAAUAUAUCCCACAAACACCAACUGGUUAUGUCUCGCAUCAUUCUAAUGCAGCGCAACUGGAAAUUAUGGCACAACAACGGGCUAAUUUGGAUGCUCAACAGGAGACUCAGCAACGGGCUCGGGCACUUGCAGCACAGUCUGCUAUGGGCUCUCCCCCUAAGAGCCAGGUCAAUGGUGGAAACCCGGUCGUCGCAGGCUCAUAA